Molecule: messenger RNA, 935 nt
Organism: Chondrus crispus (carragheen)
Lineage: Eukaryota; Rhodophyta; Florideophyceae; Gigartinales; Gigartinaceae
Exons: 4
Coding region: 303-743 (146 amino acids)
Source: RefSeq, a predicted model, not a curated record
GCGUCCCGGCAAUCGGUGUUGCCGGUUCGUGCAAUGAGCCAGGCGAUUUAUGUCAACAAGGCCUUAUGUGUGUCGGGAAUGACGGCAACAAGAGAUGCUUCAUGAAAAAAGCACUGGGAAUGGCUUGCGGUAAGGACCCCUUCUGGGUUUGUGAUAGUGGUCUGAGAUGUCUCAAUGGAACAUGUGUCAAGGCAAUCAGACAGGGAGGCAAUUGUAACAAGCUCGGCGAUGUUUGCCAAGAGGGUUUCAGUUGUGUCGGAAAUGUCGGGAACAAGAAAUGCUUCAUGAAGAAGCCUGUUGGCAUGCCAUGCGGAAAGGAUCCGUUCUGGGUCUGUCGCAAUGGCCUCAGAUGCCUCCGCGGAGUGUGUGUACGAACGAUUGCAAGAGGUCGUUCGUGCAACAUACCCGGCAGCGUAUGUGCUGAAGGUCUUAGCUGCGUGGGGAAUCUGGGGAACAAGAAAUGUUUUAUGAGGAAGCCUGUAGGUAUGCCAUGCGGGAAAGACCCGUUUUGGGUGUGCCGGCAUGGAUUGAGAUGUAUUAAGAAUGUAUGUGUUCGGACGGUCAAUGUGGGCCAGGAAUGCAACAGCCCGGAAGCUCUUUGUCCUGAAGGAACAAGCUGCGUUGGAAAUGAAGGUAAUCGUAAAUGUUUUGCCAAGAAAGAAGCUGGGAUGCGGUGUGGAAAAGAUCCGUUUUGGGUGUGUCGUAAUGGUUUGAGGUGUGCUGGUGGCAUCUGUAAGGUCUAAUCACUGAUAUGGACGACUGUGUUACAGGGUUUGAUGGUUUUUCCGUGGUUAUUUACUUUAGGUUUUUUUUUUCGUAUUGCGGGCUUAGUAUAACCUGAUUUUCACACUCUGUGAAGCUUACUAAGUAAGCUUCUUGAUUUGAAUACAAACGUUGCAGUUGCAUUGCAGUGGCAUACUUCUCUAUUGUGAAAA